This is a messenger RNA of Paramecium pentaurelia, 680 nucleotides long. The record is from the annotation of a GenBank genome assembly. NCBI's taxonomy places the organism in Eukaryota, Ciliophora, Oligohymenophorea, Peniculida, Parameciidae.
AUGUUACUAUUGUUGAUACUAAUACAUACAUUUAAUUGUUUAACUUUGAAAUGCGUCUCUAAUGAUGUUAAUGAGACAUAUACAAGAGGAGAUCAUAUGACAAUAUGCAUUCAUUUUAUUAAUAAACCUGAAUAAACUGGUUAGAGAUUAGCAUUUGAUGUUAAAGUUGAUCGCUAUACUGCAUUGUAUGCUAAAAAUAGUUAUACAACUUUAAAGACAAAAGGAUUAACAAAUCAUACUAUUGCUAUUUAAGCAAAUAAACAUGCUUUAGUAUCACCAAUACUUGAUUAUGUUAUAAAUUCAACUAAUGUUUACCCAAUUUAUAGUUUAGUGGUUAAUAUGGAAGAUGGCAAUGUAACAGAUCUAAUUUGGGAUAAUGGUUGUUGGGAUUCUAGUAUGGAAUGCUCAGAUUAUGUUAUUACUAAUUCAAAUGGAGAAUCAUUUAGUGAUUCAAAUAAUUAUUACACUGAGUGUACUAAAGAUAUGGAUUGUGAUGCUAAAAUCUACAUCUCAUUUAUAGGAACAGAUGCAUCAGGGAAUUAUAUGGAAAGUGCAGGUAUCACUUUUGUAUUAUUUUAAAAGGCAAACGUAUUUCAAGAUUCAGAUAAUAUGCUGUAUCUGAUAUGUUCAGCUCAGCAAAGAAUGUAUUUAGUGGUUAUGUUGAUGAUAUUCGUACAUGA